AGCAGCAGCAAGAAAAAAAAGACUCGACAAGGUUUAGAAGCAGAGAGAAGGAAGGAGACACCGCUGCUGCCGCUGCUACAGGACAGAGCUGCUGUGUUUAGGGACCAGACUGCAGACUAUUCGGAACUAAAGGGAGCAGAUGCUGCAGGCACUGGAAGGUGGACACCAUGAACUACGUGGGGCAGCUGGCUGGUCAGGUGCUGGUGACAGUGAAGGAGCUCUACAAGGGGAUAAAUCAGGCCACGCUGUCAGGCUGCAUCGACGUGAUCGUGGUGCGGCAGGCUGACGGCACGUUCCAGUGCUCGCCGUUCCACGUCCGCUUCGGAAAACUCGGUGUCCUGCGUUCCAAGGAGAAAGUGAUCGACGUAGAAAUCAACGGCGAGCCCGUGGAGCUGCACAUGAAGCUCGGAGACAACGGAGAAGCCUUUUUUGUUCAGGAGACCGAGCAGCACAAUGAGGUCGUCCCUGCUCAUCUGGUGACCUCACCUCUCCCCACACAAGAGGCUUUGUUCAGGAGCAGAGAGUCCAGAUGUGGGGGAUCAUCAGGAGAGACCGGUCUGCCACUGGGUCCAGACGACCUGGUCUCUGCUAACACGCAGCCGUGCACCAACUCAGCCAGCAAGAAGAAGAAGAGGCGCAGGAAGAAGCACAAAGCUGAGCCACGCAGGGAGGAGCAAACCAGCUCACCUGCAGGUGUGGACCUGGAGCUGUGUGAUCCCAGUUCAGAUGACGAGCACAAUUCACACAGUGGACAGGCGUCUUCACUCUCCAUCAUGAACAGCAGCAUGGACAACAGACAACAUUCCCCUCUCACUGCUCUUGAAUGGGACAGCUACCCUUUCUCCGACAGCGACUGGUCACCCUGCACUGGCAGGGAGACGUCCGAGCCCAAGAGUGACUCCGAGCUGAUUGUGAAGCCAGCGGGGAAUUCAUUCAGGACCGAGUCCCACAUGCAGUGGACGUGGGGGGAGUUUCCAGAAUCCACCAGGGUCAACAGAAAGGACAAAACAGAGCCAAAGUUGUUGACCAUCAACCCGUCAGAGAACACACAUUUCAGGGUCAUCUUGAGCUCGGAAGCAAUGGAGGAAGAGUUCAGGGAAGUAGAGAGGAACACAGAUCUGAUAUACAGCGUUGUCAAACCAGAGCCUCGAACCUACAAACUUAAUCGGUGCAGCUGCAAACCACAGGCCCCCAAAGCCUUGUCACAUGAUACAAACAUGAGUGAGGACAAACCAGACCUUUCACAUUCAGUGUGCCAUGAAUGUUCAUCAGCGCCAUCUUCUAAUAACUCCGCCCCCAACACGAAAACUGUGCGUAAAGCCAGGUGGACAUCUUCUCCACCCAACCGCAGAGACUGCGGCUCUGCUGCCAGCGUAGGCAGCGACAUGACAGGAGACGCCACACCAGGAGCCUCCUCCAAACCCACAGACUCCCCCGUCAAGAGGAGAGAUGUGAGGAAGAGGAGCCAACAUCUGGGACCUGAAGACAUUUACCUGGAUGAUCUGAAAGUGCUCGACCCUGAUGUUGCCGCUCUGUACUUCCCAAAAAGUGAGUCCGAGCAGGUUCCCAAACACUGGGUGAAGUCAGGACAGUGCUCUGGAUCCCAAUCGCCGCAGUCGGUGAGCAGCGGCGCGGCAGACAGCGGCACAGAGUGUCUGUCUGACUCUGCUGGUGACCUUCCUGACGUCACACUGUCGCUGUGCGGAGGCGUCGGGGAGAACUCUGAGAUCUCCAAAGAAAGGUUCAUGGAGCACAUUGUCAACUACAACGACUUUGCAGACAAUCCUGCGAUUAUUGAUAACCCCAACCUUGUGGUCAGGAUUGCAAACAGGUAUUACAACUGGACACUUGCUGCACCGUUGAUACUCAGCAUGCAGGCUUUUCAGAAGAACUUGCCAAAGGCUACAGAGGAGGCCUGGGUGAAGGAGAAAAUGCCAAAGAGGUCUGGACGCUGGUGGUUCUGGAGAAAGAGCAGCGUGAAGCAGUCUUCAACUGAGUCCAAGUUAGAGAGACAGGAGUCGCAGAGCGGAGAGAGUCCUGUCCCCCACCAGGCUCCAGAAACACAGCACAAAACAUCAGAAUGGUCCAGCGAUGAAGAAACGAAAGAGUUUGACGCCGUCACACCUGCUCUGAAGCCGACUGAGCGUGUGCAGACUGAAGCCACAGCAGCAACAGCAGCUCCUUGUCUCUCCUACAAGAAAUCCCUCCGUCUGUCGUCUGAGCAGAUAGCCAGACUGAAGCUGCGCGAGGGGCCCAAUGACGUCACCUUCAGCAUAACCACGCAAUACCAGGGGACAUGUCGCUGCGUCGGCACCAUCUACCUGUGGAACUGGGACGACAGAGUUAUCAUCUCUGACAUCGAUGGCACCAUCACCAAGUCAGAUGUGUUUGGUCAGAUUCUGCCUCAGCUGGGUAAAGACUGGACACACCAAGGAAUCGCUAAGCUUUACCACUCUGUGCACGAGAACGGCUACAAGUUCCUGUACUGUUCGGCCCGGGCGAUCGGCAUGGCUGACAUGACGCGGGGAUACCUGCACUGGGUGAACGACAGAGGGACACUCCUGCCUCAGGGACCUCUCAUGCUGUCCCCCAGUAGCCUCUUCUCUGCCUUCCACAGAGAGAUCAUAGAAAAGAAGCCUGAGAAGUUUAAGAUCGAAUGUCUCACAGACAUCAAGAACCUCUUCCUCCCAAACACGUGUCCGUUCUACGCAGCCUUUGGAAACAGAGAAAGUGACGUCUUCGCCUACAAGCAAGUGGGCGUGUCCGAGUGCCGGAUAUUCACAGUGAAUCCCAAAGGAGAGUUAAUCCUCGAGAAAGCCAAAGGCAAUAAAACAUCUUACAGUCGGCUGAGUGAGCUGGUGGAACACGUUUUUCCUCUACGGAGCGCGCAGCACAGCGCCACCUUCAGCUGCCCGGAGUUCAGCUCCUUCUGUUUCUGGAGACAGCCCAUCGCUGAGGUUUGCUUUGAGGAGCUGCUUUAACUUUAAGAGUAGGGAUUUCUCUUAUACCUAUGUAUGUGUGUAUACACACUGGCUUAAUACUGAUGAGAAAUUCAUUUUAUAUACAUUCUACAACUGCAGUAUAUAAGAGUUUACUAGUUUAGUGAACUUUUGGAAUAGAAAAGACUAUAUCAGGGUUUAUUCCCAGCUGGAUAUUCUUUGUGCUUUGAACUAUGCCAGUAAAGGUAUAGUUCAGGUUUUUUAAAGUGUGUUUUAUGAGGUGCUGACGCUUUCUGUCAACAUCGCCUGAGCUGUGUCGCUCCCCGCUGUCUUCCAGCUGGCAAAGUCUCAUGCACGAAAACAUGCACAAACGAGAAGAGAAAAAGGAUUUUUUAAUUUAAUCUAAGUCUACAAUAUAUCUUUGCUUCAUUAAUUGCUUCUUUUUGUAAACUGUCAAACUCCCCCAGCACCAAAGUCCAUUGAGAAAAGCGUCAAUUUUAUAUCAAGGCACACAGGAGGUGUUGAGUCACAGCUGCCUUGACUUAUUACUUCAAAUGUGUUAUUUUGUGACUUCAGGGUUUGAAAUCCUUUGUUCACAUUUUAACAAAGUGACACAAACUUACCAAAUGAGGCAGCAGUAGAGCAGCAGCUCCUGUUUCCAUGUAAGCUAAAAUGCGGAUUUUCCUUAUGGACUUUGGUGUGGGAGAAUUCUAUUUCCUGUUAAAAUAAUAAAAGACUAUUGAACAGCGAGAUAAAGCUGCAAAAACAAGCAGUGCUGACGAUGAGUCAGAAACUCUUACAAACACACUUUAAGAGUACUUCAAAGCAGUAUAUAGGAAAUGCAGUCUGGUGUUUCUCCAGUCCUUUUGUAGAUGACGAAGCACUUAUUUACUCUACUGCACUUAAACUGAGGAUUGUUCAAUAUGAAACUCAAACACUCGGUGUAUGAAGGGUUUUGUACUCGUCCCUUUCAAGGCCUUAUCUGCUCUGUAACAGUGUUAUUUAAUAUAAAGAUAAACAAUUAUCUUUGCUCCAAAGCUGAAGGAUUAUGCACAGUUAAAGGACACUUAAGGAGAAACGUGUUGUGACUUUUGCUCAGAGCUCAUAACUACAUGUGUGCAAUGUGUGUG
This is a messenger RNA of Solea solea (common sole), 4069 nucleotides long. RefSeq names its product phosphatidate phosphatase LPIN2-like. Lineage: Eukaryota; Metazoa; Chordata; Actinopteri; Pleuronectiformes; Soleidae. Gene Ontology annotation, molecular function: phosphatidate phosphatase activity; transcription coactivator activity. The transcript has 21 exons. Gene Ontology annotation, biological process: fatty acid catabolic process; cellular response to insulin stimulus; triglyceride biosynthetic process. The record is from RefSeq and is a predicted model, not a curated record. Gene Ontology annotation, cellular component: endoplasmic reticulum membrane; cytosol; nucleus. Bases 168 to 2981 code for a protein of 937 amino acids.